ACACACACACAUAUAACCUAAAGACAUUCAUAAGUCCAGUCAUUUCCUCGGACAGCGUGCACUAUUGCAUUCUAAUUACGCCAAUCACAGCAGAGUUCAAUUGUAUAUAUGUGUGUGAUCGUCACCGACUGUUUCAUUCAUUCUUGUCAUUAUUAAUAAGACUUGAAUUCUAGAAAUCAUAACCAUAUAAAUCAUCCUUAUUAAAUUAUCUGUGAUAAGUGUGAUAGUUAUUUGUGUUGUUUUUUUUAAAUUUAAAUAUACGCGAAGUUUGUUCUUUAACACUUUGUUCAGCACUAGAGGACUUUGGAACUUGUGAGUGUCUGAAGGAUGUUCUAAACCACGUCCUAUGAUAUAUUUAUUGAAAAGUCUAUUCCACUUCUAAAUAAAACUCAAAAUGAAUAUAUUAUUUAUGACGGUUGUGCUCUCUUUAAUGACACGUCUGGAUGCUAUGUUGGCCAAUAUAGGACUGGCUGUGCCUGCAAGAAACCGAUGUCCAAAAGUGGAAUACAAACGUGUUAGUUGCUUGGAAACGUCGAGCAAUGGGAAUAAUACAAGAAAUGGAAAUGGAAUGGCGAUGAAAGUGACACGCCGAGUAUACAGGUGGAAACAGUUUGUCACAUGGGAAUGCUGUCCCGGUUUCCAUGGGGAAAACUGCCAGGAAACUUGUUUCUCGUGCGCUACACUAACCAGUUUCAACGACCGCUUGUCCCUGGCUGAAAAGGUCAUCACUGAGCUGAGUCUGUUCAAUGACGGGGCGCUGGAAACUACAAGGGCACCCAAGUUUGCCCCACUUACUGCCAAGUGUGAGUGUGAAAGAGGACCACCUGGACCACAAGGGCCUGCAGGUCCGACAGGAAAGAUGGGACCAUCUGGUCCUCAAGGCCCUCCAGGGCGAUCCAUACAAGGCUCGCCAGGAAUACCAGGCCAACCAGGACCCCCGGGCAAAAUGGGGCCGCCGGGCCUGCCGGGUCUCCCAGGCAAUUUCGGACCCCCACCAAAAUCUGGGCAAUCCUUCAAGUCGAACAAUCGCAUGAGAAGCAAAGAGACUGUGAUCUCCAGGGGCAGCAUGAGAAUGGCGCAAACAUUAAAAGAAAGUCAAGAAAGAGAAUUCUCCAAAAAACUGUCAACGGUUGAGAAUCUUGUGGUUGAGUUGGAGAAGCAGAUGACCACCAAAGAUUACUUUGAGAAAGCUGUUCUGUUUAUGACCAGUCAAAUUGAGCUGUUGACUAAAAGAAUUAAUGCAUUGGAACUUACUGUUGCUAAUGCUGGAUUACGAUUGCCAACAACUGACUUUGAGGAAACUGUGGAAGACAACCUGUACUACUCAACCAUUCCGGUGGGAGAUCCCGAAGAAGCUUUGAUCACUACAGUCUUUCCAAUAGAUCAAACAGUGAAUUCGUUCACCAACGACAGCGUCGCAGAGCUAACGUCCGCGCGGAGCAGCUUGGAUUCAGAGAGCGGGAAUUUCUCAACAUCCGGCUUCUCGUCUGCAGAACAAAGAAGUAACUCUUGGAGCCCUGACGUUAUGGAAGAGGGCGAUUGGUCCACUACAGAACUUAGCAACUUGGUAAAGCACGAGGCAUCCAAUGAGACGCUGGCAGAAGACGUAGACGAAUCUUCAACUCCCAAAGAGCUCAGGCAGGUGACUCUUAAAUAUGGGACGUCUACAUUCAACCCAGACCUAGCGAAACAACCCAGCAGUGGACAUCUAGUAAACAACAUAACAAGCGUCCCUUCCCAAGACUAUGAACCUGAUACUGAACUUAGACAACUGAUGAAGGAGGUCAGUGACUCAGAUGGAGAGCAGUCGGACGACCCGGAAGCUGGAUUCUACUACAGGGGAGGCAACCUCUACACUGACAUGUCUGAAUCCAGUAGCUCCAAGAAGCUUGUCCAAAACUUGUCUAGACCCAAAGCUGAGUUCCUAACCAGCCACAAUUCUGCAAGUGGGACCAGUCAAUUCAGCCAAAUAUUUAUAGUAGUCUUCUUUUCUUACUGUCUUCAGAGAAUGAUUUCAUUUGCUUAGUUCAUAAUACAUUACAUUUUUGUUUGUUAAGAUUUCAUUCACAAAUGUUAACCGUCAAAAUUCUUUGUCAACAAUAAAUGGGGAAGGAGGAGCUUUCCAGAUUUUUUAAAUAAUUGUCUAGACUAAAUUGUUUUUAUUGAUGUUUAAUCAUAAAUUACGUUUAUUUCCCACUAGAUUGCAUUAAUAACAAGAAUUGCUUAGAUGUAUUAGGAGGUUGAUCGAGGCCUGUAGAUUUAGUUGGAGAUUGGCUAGUAGCCUGCAUACUUAAGUUCUAACAGCCAAUGUUUAUUGAGAAAUGCUAGUCUUUCUUUCCAACAGGAAGACAAGGGAAACAAGCCAGAAACUCUCUUCCCAACUGACCCUAAAGGUCAAAUGAUAUGUAUUUAUGGGCCCUCAAGUCAUCCCUGUUGUGUUUGUUUUGAUAACUACAAUUCUACAGUACUGAUACAUACACAAGUUAAUGCUGCCUAAGAUUUCUACAGUACUGAUACAUACACAAGUUAAUGCUGCCUAAGAUUUCUAUAGUACUGAUACAUACACAAGUUAAUGCUGCCUAAGAUUUCUACAGUACUGAUACAUACACAAGUUAAUGCUGCCUAAGAUUUCUAUAGUACUGAUACAUACACAAGUUAAUGCUGCCUAAGAUUUCUACAGUACUGAUACAUACACAAGUUAAUGCUGCCUAAGAUUUCUACAGUACCAGUCCGUGUAUGGCCAUCUUGUAACAACCUAAUGACUUCAUUUUUUGAAUGUUAAAACUGGCUCUUACAAAGGUCUUAAUAUCCUGCUGUCUGAGUUUGACAUUGCCCUUGCCAAUUCAUGUGUACAGUUUUCUAAAAUGUAUGGUUUUUUUUUUAUCCUUUUUCUUUUUUUUUUGUCUUAUUAAAAUAUAUUUUUGUAUUUUAAAAACAAUGUCUUUUUAUCCAUUGCUUAUAAAUGUCAACAAGUAUCCUAUGCAGAAGAGUGGUCAGAACAUGAAACUGUGUAAGAAUGGAUAUUUAAUAAACCUUGAAAAAAGAAAA
This is a messenger RNA of Biomphalaria glabrata, 3048 nucleotides long. RefSeq lists its product as uncharacterized. The coding region runs from base 395 to 2026 and encodes 543 amino acids. Lineage: Eukaryota; Metazoa; Mollusca; Gastropoda; Planorbidae. The transcript is spliced from 9 exons. The record is from RefSeq and is a predicted model, not a curated record.